Messenger RNA from Chilo suppressalis (striped riceborer), 5623 nucleotides. Lineage: Eukaryota; Metazoa; Arthropoda; Insecta; Lepidoptera; Crambidae. The record is from the annotation of a GenBank genome assembly.
ACAAUUCUGUAAUAAAAAAGGAGGAUUUUUAUAUGAUUAUUAUUUGUCAACGUCCGUCAUAUUUUUCGAAAUCACAUUACAGACAGAAUUAAUUAAUUAUUUACAAUAAUUUUAUGACUUCACGACUUUAAAACAGUACAGUAAAGUAUAACAAAUUAUAUAUAUUCGAAAUGAAAAAGUUUUUGCAUGAAUAUAAAGCUUUUCGGAGUAACACUGAAAGUGGAACGUCAAAAGGGUAAACAAUCGUUGAAUUGAUUAUUUGUUUAUUUUAUGACUACCUACAGAUUAUUUCGAAAAGGAAUAGUUAGUAUUUUAGUGAGGGCGAGCGAGCAUAUUGUGCGUUUGGUGUUGGUGACCGCAACAGGCUACUGCUACUGCAUAGACUAGUGAGCACAAACUUUUUGAUGAUAAGGUAGCGAGGCCCGAACCGAACUGCGCGGCGCGGACGAAGUGGAUCAACAGAGCGCAACGAAAAGUAAUUUGUACAAAAAACUCGAAUUCAGCUCAUUGCGAAUGGCGUGCUGUUCGUGAUGUUUUGUCUGACCGCACAAUAUAUCGGUGGUCAUUGUUGCUAGUCGUUUUUUGUAACGAUCGGACUUGUGCGCCGGUAAUGUCCGCGUGCUCGCCUAUGUCGCUUUCAGUUUUAAUUUGUUUUCAAGUAGUAGCUUGUUGAUUGUAGACAGUUUGUAUACGAAGUGUAAAAAUUGAGAAAAAGUGGAUUCAUUGCAGGAUAUGGGCGUUUUCAAGUGGUUGCGCCGGGAACGCGUAACAGUGACAACUCGUCGUGUUAGUCCGGAGCCACCGACUCCAGAGGAACAAUGCGUAAAGAACUCGCCGCAGAUAGACCACAACCAAAUAGGCACCAUACGGACUGAAGAGUACAAAAGAGACCUCGCGGAGUUUCAAGCAAGACGAUCAACGGGGAGCAAAGAAUUGCAAAUAACUCCAGUGAAGAAAAAAUGCGGAAGACAUUCUCUACCGGUGUCCUGCACUGACUGUGCUGCAGACCACGAUAACACCUUUAAUUAUGAAAAGAAAUCGGCCGUGAAAUAUAAGAAGAAAUCUCAACGGCGCGCUAGGAGCACUAUGUCCGAUGAAAAAAUGUAUGACAGCGGUUACACACCCAACAUACAGUUUUUGUUUCAAAAUCAGGUGUUCAUGCCUGGAAAUAUGUUGGCAACGUCUACCUACUCCGAGCCUUCGCGAUGUAAACGGCAAAAUCGGCACAGAUAUUAUAAAAGGCAAUCGGAUUCCGAUUUCCUAACCCAAAGGCAUAUAGACUUCAAAGACGAUGAUCAAACAGCUUCUCCCGAGUUUAUGAAAAAGAAUUCUUUACCUUUUGACGUGAAGAAUUUCUUGGAAGGGCAGAGGAGUGAAGAGGAAGUGGACGGCGCUAAACACAUUAGCGACGUCAAAGUAUCUAGUCAGAAUUCCUCUAAUGGCUUCGGCAAAAACGAUAGUGGUGAAGAAAAAUUAUGGGAGGUGAUGAGCGAAUUGAAAAACUUCGACCAAUGGGCUGACGAACAGCUGCUUCAAACACGGUCACCGACAUCCAAGUCAGAAGACACUAAAAGUGACACAAGCGCGCAUGGCUUACCGAUAGCGAGUGCGAGCAACAUCGAAGUGACCGCGGACAGAAGCAAAGUGUGGAGCCAUGGCAGGUGGGGCGUGGUGCCCGUGCAGAUCAAGCGGCUGCCCGGACUCACCAUGGACCACGUCAGGAAGAAGCGGAGCACGGAGAUAAACAUACUCAGGAAAUGUCGCCAUCCCAACAUAAUAAUUUUGAUGGGGCUUUACCCUGACCUUCACGACGGCGUAAACAUCGUUUGCGAGAGGUGCACCGACUCUUUGUACGGAAUUCUCCAUGUUAAGGGUCGAAUUCUAACCGUGCAAGCGUCCGUCCAAUACGCAUUGGACAUCACCAAUGCGCUUGUAUUCCUGCACAUGCAAGGUUACAUACACACUGGUCUAAGCAGUGAAGGGAUUAUGAUAACGAGUCGUGAUGCUGCGAAAUUGGCCGAUCUGUCUACGUGCCAACGCCUGCCUCGACAUACUGCGCGGCCAGAUAAGGGAUAUGAGAUUUACUCACCAGAGCCGCAGUAUGUCAAUAUUGAAGAUGCACACCAAUCGAACACGAUAGAAAACGAGCCGUUACUCUCGAACCGAUCGUCCGAAGCGUACUUGCAAGCCAACGCGGUCUCCAUAGACUACGAGCCGGUGAGCAAGUCGCCGCAUUACCGAUGGCAGGCGCCGGAAAUGUUCCAACCCGACGAAGAGGGAUUCGUUCACGCGUGCCCCAAGUCCGACGUGUAUUCCCUGGCCGUGAUCCUGUGGGAGUGCUGCAAUGCGUCGGUGCCAUGGAAACCGCUGUCCUACGAGAAGUUGAAGGAGUGCUAUGUGCUUUGGCAGACGGGCUUGCGUCUGCCCGCAGAUGGCACCUACCCAGGGGGAUUGCUUUCCCUACUGCAGAACGCACUUCAGCUUAAUCGUGACCAGAGAAUGAACCUCGCAGGCUUACACCAGACGAUGCACGCGCUAAAGCGCAACAUUGACCAGAUGGAAUACAUCGUCAUACCGGCGAGGCUUUCAAAAAAGAAGUCUGACUUUAGUUCUCCGUGGAACAGCACCUCCCCUACAACCUCUGAAUGCCUUAGUCCACCUCAAGAGUCGCAACACCAAGCCGUCGUGCACAACGAAGCCAGCUCCGCAGAAAGCGAGAAAGAUUGCAGCAAAAGUGACGCCAGCCCUCUUUACGAAGUUAUAAACAAGUCCCCACCGGACGCAACCUACGCCAUUCCCGAUAAAUCCUUCCUUACCGAUGAAGACACCGUCGACAGAAGACCUUUAUUGAAAUACAGUCAUCUCCCCGAAAAAGAUUUCUCAAGCGCCUGCUCCACCCCAAUAGCAAAAAUCAAAGCGCGAAUCAAAGACAUCGGCACCCCAAACGCCUUACACAGAAGUGAUUCCACUGAAUAUUGCAGCAUUCUAAGUCCUAAUCGCACGAACCAUUUUACGUUCAAUGAUGACUCUGCCAAAGAUCAAAAUAUUUCUGAGCGACCUGCAGCUAAAUUGAGUAGAAGUUUCACCCCGAAGUCCUAUAAACCUCUUCACAUAAAAGUGCCUGAGUGUAAUUUGGACUCUAUUAAAUCCAUAUUGAAGGAACAGAAUGAGUCUGUGCGAUCAUCGUACAAUUUUGAUAUAAAAAACUACAGCUUGCCAACGACACCUAUCGCUCGAAGUAACAAACUGAGGAAAAAUGCUUGGCUAUCUGGUGAUCUGAGUUUAACGAAACGAAGCACGGAGGUUUUGCAAGAUUUAAAGACUAGCAAUGAGAACGAUAGUGAGAUUGCAUCAACAACAACACCAAAUACUCCCGAGACCUCAACAAAUGCGUGUUUGGAGAAGAAUUCUUAUGCACAUGGUGAUAAUAUUUGCUACCAAAGUGGAGAAAAGGAAACCUCUCCAGACACCAUUGGCACAAAUGAAAGUUAUGCUGCACUUGGAAGAGUUAACCAGCAAAGUUUCUCAUCGCCCGACGCGGACGCACCGCUGCGCGAAAGGAGCAACUCUUGGUCGUACAAAACUUCAGCGGAACGAUACGAUACUAAUAACAAGUAUAAAGUGGAAGAUGACAUCUUAGCCGGGGUGAAUGUUAAACCUCUAGUAGCCAUACACGAGCGGUGGAUAUACGAAGCCAAUAGGAAGACGGGACGGUCUAUGUCCUUGCCGGAGGGGAACAAAUGCGGUCCAGCUGUGAAACCUGCGUUACUACGCGCUCCGAGACCUAACCACGUCGGAGGGCAGUGGGAGCAGUUCUGCAAGGCGCGAGACGCUGUCGCGAACGGGGUCUACUUCGACCGCGACCGCGAUUAUCUGCCCAGGCGUACGAAACAAGAAUACGGAGGGGCCGAAACUGAUUCGAUGACGCCCACAGUCCCAUCGAAAGUAGACCAGGCGACAGAAACAAAAAGCAUAGAGGAGUUCAUAAGGGAACUCAUACGGAAAGAGUUUACGCAUCUGCUGCACGAGCUGUCUGAUGACUCCAGCGUCCAUCGGAGCGAGGAAAUCUUGAACAAGGGUGUCGCCAACAUUGUCGACAAUCUGAGAAGCGAGGACGAAGAGGACCCCAACAAGAGAGAGAUCAGGUCCUUCUCUCGCGUGAAGAUCAAUGGGAACAACAAACCUCUUCUGCAGAUCACGUUCAGCCGGUCUGGGGAAAAUAGCUUGCAGGUAUUGGACGGUUGCGUUAGCGUAACAGUGUCGGGUCGCGCCGCUUCUGAAACCGCUCCCGCUCCCGCUUCAGCUCCGCAGACCGCGGCCGCUACUUCAGAAGACACCAAUACGAACUCGCUAAAACGAUGCCAGGCUUUCAGCGCUUUACAGGAAGCUAGAAGCACAGAAGAUUUGUACAUAGACGACGAUCUAUCGACCCAGAUGCAAGAGAACUUCGGUGGACGAGUGAAGCUUAUACCAUUGCACGGAUCGCUCCACGAAAUCCUUUGCGAAAAGGAGGACGAAUGUUGCCUCAUUAAAGUGAAGCAGGAGAACGGCUGCGACACGAUUUACUUCCGCUGCGAUUCCUCCGAUACUGAAUCCCGCGAUGCCAUUGAUGGAAGCCGAGACCCUCAGGACACUGUCGUCUACAAAAGAAGCAUUUCUCUAGUAGAAGAGAGGAUACAACGCGUAUUCCCCAAAGACAAGAGACCCCAGACUCCAGUCACGGCUAGAACGGCCAAACCGAAGGAGAAUCUGAAAGUGCGACCCAAGUCUGAAGUGUUCGUUCAGAAUAUAACGAAAGAGACCCGCCUGUUGAGCAACAGCAGUCCCUCGCUUUCGAUGAAAGAGGACAGGAACGAUGAAGUGGAAGUUAACAUCGAGAAUGUGAUGUGCUACCAAGAUUCGUCUUCAGAGGAGUGCAUCAAGUGCCAAACGGACAAUGACGACUUUGAGCUUCUGGAGAAGAAGAUUGAAGAAGAUCUCGCCAACAGCACGUUGUCUUCCAUAACGUGCGGCUGCCUCGAAAAGAUAUCCGAAGAGAACUUAUCGAUUAUUAAUGAGGAAAUGACCGACAAGGAGUGAUCGCUUUUCUGUACUGCCAGAAUAAAAAUUCCAUGACACAUGUAGCACGGUUGAAAUUAUUAAGACAAGGUCUGGCAACCCUGUUACGUGCGAGAUUCAUAGACAAUGUUUUGUUUUAUCAACAGGAUUGAUAGUAUGACAAAUCGAAUAAUAAUCACCUACAAUUUGUGACGCGCUGGUUGAUUCCGUCCAAACUGUACUUAUCGUUGACUGAAAACAAUGUCUUUUUUAAGUGAUAUAAUUAUGAUAAUAUGAAACUAACAAUCUGAUCAUGAUGACCUAAUUUACAACUUUAAGUACAAUGCAUAAUACUUAUUAACAGUACACAUAAUAUUUUUUCGAUUCGGGCAUUAGUGGAAGUAAAUAUUAGAACAUAGUUUAUUUAUUUUUAUUUAAUAUCAGUAAAUUUACUAAUUAAUGCUUCAAAUACUUAAUUGCAUGAUUCAACUAGAAAAGUACAAAGUUAUUGACUAUCAUAUACGUUGCAAAUGCUAUUUAUGACCUUUAACAAACAACGCCCUACUGUAUCUUUAGUUAACAUUAU